AUGUCGGCUCAGAACUCCGCGGGCAUUCAGACCCUCCUCGAUGCCGAGAGAGAGGCUCAAAAGAUUGUGCAGCAAGACCGCACCAAGCGCAUAAGAGACGCCAAGUCAGAGGCUCAGAAAGAAAUCGAGGAUUACAAGAAGCAGAAGGAAGAGGAGUACAAGAAGUUCGAGGGCGAGCACUCGAGCGGGUACAAGGUCGCCGAAGGCGAAUCCAACAAGGAAGCCGAUGUCAAGCUCCAGGAAAUCAAGGAAGCUGGCAAGUCGCACGGCGACAAGGUGGUGGACGAGCUGAUCCGUGUGACGACCGACGUGAAGCCCGAGGUGCCUGAGAAGAUUAAGGCAUAA
Molecule: messenger RNA, 345 nt
Organism: Penicillium soppii
Lineage: Eukaryota; Fungi; Ascomycota; Eurotiomycetes; Eurotiales; Aspergillaceae
Exons: 5
Coding region: 1-345 (114 amino acids)
Biological process (GO): proton transmembrane transport
Cellular component (GO): vacuolar proton-transporting V-type ATPase complex
Molecular function (GO): proton-transporting ATPase activity, rotational mechanism
Source: RefSeq, a predicted model, not a curated record